AUGCUGAGUGUUGCAGCAAGCGCGGCCGCGGGCCCGUCCUGUAUCCCGCCUGUCAAAAGGCGCGGCAUGACGGAGACAACGGCUUCACCCAUAUAUGGCCCACUAGCGGACGACCGACCACGACGCAACUUGGCACAAGUGCUCCUCACCGAACAGAACUGUGAGUUUCGUCAGAAGUGGAAGACAAUGUAUUUGGCCGAGCAUGAAGAUGUCAGCGGCCAGGGCCAGACCAUCGCGCGGAUGAAGAAGAUCACACACCUACGAAACACAGUCCCGGAGUUCGUCGCCUACGACCAAAUGUACUUUGAUUACACGAGGAGCUACUGGCUGGUCGAGAUGUCCUCUUUGCGAUCCAAACUCGGCCGCCCGGUCGACAUCCCUCUCUUCGUUGGCCAGUGUCCAGUCCACGUCAGGGAGGCACCAGGAAUCCUUCCCCUUUCCAACCCCUACAUAUACGUCUACGACCUCGACGUUCACCUCGACAGCCGAGCCGUUGCAAGCGAUCUGGCAUUCCUUGUCUAUGGCGCCGUCGAAAUCCUGUACCGAGACGACAAGGCAAGGCGCAAGGAUGUGCGCAACAUCAAGUCGUGGCCCCGCGACAUUGGGAUCGACCACGCCUACACCCUCAAGGUCGUUGAGGUCGAGUUGACGGCAUCCCGGACGGCCUUCCCCUUCUCACAUGCCGGCUUUGACCACCUCCCAGGACUCUGAGGCGCAGUCCAGCCCAGCGUGCCUGUCGCUUCGGAAAUGUCGAGUAUGAAUCCGAAGGGCUGCUGCGCCGGGCUCCGCAUCCGUCGCGAGGGCGGCACGCAUGACAGCUGGACCACAGUCACGCACCCGUGGCUACAAGGGGGGG
Messenger RNA from Lasiosphaeria miniovina, 856 nucleotides. RefSeq lists its product as uncharacterized. The transcript is spliced from 4 exons. Lineage: Eukaryota; Fungi; Ascomycota; Sordariomycetes; Sordariales; Lasiosphaeriaceae. The record is from RefSeq and is a predicted model, not a curated record. The coding region runs from base 1 to 711 and encodes 236 amino acids.